AUGGCCAUCACGAUAGCUACACGUAACUCUAGACGUACGAGAGCGGAUCCUGUAGAAGGAGAUGAUGUAGUCCCUAUAAACCCUCCAUCCUCUUCAGACCAUAACGAAGAAGAUCGCCAACGGGACGACCUGCCAGGAACAGAUAACCCUGCUGACGAAGACCUGGACGGGGAAGCUAUAGAAGAACAAAGAAGAAACGUCGUAGCCAGAGAAAUCGAUAACUUGAAUCGAGAGGCUGCAGGUCACCCGGUACCGGCAGAAGACGAAGACGACCCAGCACCGCCUCCCACCGAGUCUGAAUCACACGAUUCAGAGAGUGAUGACAGUUCUGAUUCAUCGUUCUCGACAGAUUCGUCUUCAAAUGACUCAUCUCAAGACUCGGAAGAGUCCUUGGAGGAAUCGUCAACUUCUGACGAGUCUGAUAGCUCAGAAGGGAAGAGCUCCGGGAAGAAGAAACGCAAACAGAAAUCGAUGAGAUCUUUAAACAAGAUUAUCAGCCGAGCAAAGCGCGAGAAAGCCAAGAUGAAAGGCAAAGCCACUGACAAGCUGAAAUCACAGCCCCUAAUGAUGUCGAAAAUUCUGAGACCAUUAGCAAAAGAUGCAGGAAAGGUCGAUAAGUCAGCUAGUCAUUCUAAAUCAAGCAGAAAGAAGACGAAGGUGACUAAGCAGAACGGCAUACGUUUCCAAUCCGGGAAACCAUGCAAGUCCCUGCCUCCGGCUCUCCAGCCACACUGGAAUCAAGCAAUGAAGAAGCUGAACGAGCUCGUUCCUUUAACGGUCUUGAAUCCGACUUUCGUCCAGAAAGAUCAAAUUGAAAGUCAGAAGAAUCAGAUGUCUUCCUCCUCUACGAAAUCCAAGAGAAAUCGAGGUUUAACUCCACCAUCUGAGUACGCUAUGAGCUUCGGAGAAUGGUUAGAUGGCAUUACAUACCUUCGGAAGUAUUUAAAAUCGACGUACGAGUUUAAGAUCAUCUCGGACCAACUAAGGAAACAUGUGAAACAUGUGAAAGAGAUAAAGAGCUCCAACGAGUGUUGGAUGGUAGCCCUACGCUAUGAUCUCCUAGUUAGAUCACACCUCUUUUGUUAUCGCGCCAAAGGGGUCCCGAUGCCAGACGCAGGGAUUUAUGUCGAAAAAUUUGAACGUUUGGCAAGAGAAAAAUCCACCAGAAUGGGUGAAUUCUCUUUUGGCGACACAAACCCCUACGCGAAAGGAGCCAGAUUCGAACAUAGAGAUCCUAUCACUGGGGUGUGGGAAGACAACUACAUCCAGAAAAAGAAAGCUCCAUCAGCAAGCGAGUUCAAGCUCGACUCAAAGACGGGUACCUAG
This is a messenger RNA of Melampsora larici-populina 98AG31, 1326 nucleotides long. RefSeq lists its product as uncharacterized. The transcript has 6 exons. Bases 1 to 1326 code for a protein of 441 amino acids. The record is from RefSeq and is a predicted model, not a curated record. NCBI's taxonomy places the organism in Eukaryota, Fungi, Basidiomycota, Pucciniomycetes, Pucciniales, Melampsoraceae.